GCUCCAAUGGCCUCCAAUAGUGAGGCUACCUAUUAUAAUAGUACACCAACGAAUCAAUUCAAUUAGUAUUUUUUAGUAAUCAGUUGCCACUUCCCAUUUAUUGACUGAAUAGUGUUAGUUUUAAACUACCAUAUUCAAAACCCUCUCAAUUCUUUGACCUUUUAAUUUACCCACAACCCAUUUCUUUUCUGCUUUUAUAUAUAAAUGGAUUAAGCAACCGUCUUUUUGAGUUUCUAAUAGCAACCCACAAAUUCUUUUCACUGAUCUUGUACAAUCACACCAUCAAAUCCUUCAAUUUCAUAGUUUUUGAUAAAGGGAAUGCAUCCAAGUUGACUAUAUAUUGAACUAUAGAAAGAUUAAAUCAAGUCUUGAUAAGUUCAUUUAUAAGCUUUUUUUUCAGAUCAUCAUGGAGGACACAAGUACAGUUAGCCGAAGCGGAGAUAGAGGACUCAAACUUCAUGAAACAAAUGUAGUAGUAGAGCAGAUAUCUAGUCCAUUAAGAAAAGAUGUAGUUAACAGGUCGUCUUUUACAAUGAGGUCUCAUGAAAAUGAUGAAAUUGACCUGGAAGGUGCAAAGUUGGAAAAGGACAGAGAUAAGACAACACGUAGUAAUAGAGCUUUUAAAAUACAAAAUAAGGCCUUAUUAUCUGGCUUUGCAUAUUGCAUUUCCUCCUGCAGCAUGAUUCUUGUGAAUAAAUUUGUACUUUCCAGCUAUGAUUUUAAUGCUGGGAUAUCUUUGAUGUUGUACCAGAACUUUAUCUCAGUAAUUAUCGUGUCAUCAUUGAGUUUUCUGGGCAUAGUAUCAACUGAGCCACUGACGUGGCGUUUGAUCAAAGUCUGGUUGCCUGUGAAUGUUAUAUUUGUUGGGAUGCUUGUUACUAGCAUGUUCAGUUUGAAAUAUAUUAAUGUAGCCAUGGUCACAGUUCUGAAGAAUGUUACUAAUGUAAUAACUGCCGUUGGUGAAAUGUAUCUAUUCAAUAAGCACCAUGACAACAGAGUAUGGACUGCUUUGUUUUUAAUGAUAAUUUCAGCAAUUUCUGGAGGGAUUACGGAUCUGUCUUUUCACGCCAUAGGCUAUGCAUGGCAGCUUACCAAUUGUUUUCUAACUGCAUCUUAUUCUCUGACUUUACGUAGGGUCAUGGAUACUGCAAAGCAAGUCACUAAAUCUGGCAACUUGAAUGAGUUCUCCAUGGUUUUGCUAAAUAACACUUUAUCAUUGCCUUUAGGCAUUAUUCUUAUUUUCAUUUUCAAUGAGGUGGAAUAUCUUUAUACAACACCGCUCUUGAGGUUACCCGUCUUCUGGCUGGUAAUAACUCUAAGUGGAUUCUUAGGUCUAGCAAUCAGCUUCACUUCUAUGUGGUUUCUUCAUCAAACUAGCGCUACCACAUACAGCCUUGUGGGAUCACUCAACAAGAUUCCUCUGUCUAUCACUGGCAUAGUUCUGUUCAAAGUACCUACCAGUUUGGAAAAUUCCGCUAGCAUCUUCUUCGGUUUAUUAGCCGGAAUAUUUUUCGCACGAGCCAAAAUGCGGGAGAGAUCAUAGGCCCGACUAUUCUAACUAACAUGAUAAGACUACGCGUCUGGAUGAACUUCAUUUGCAGAACUUCAUAGCAGUUGAUGUAGUUAUUCUGGACAGAGGGAAAUAGACAAUGCAUUCGGGUGGUACUAAAAUUCCAUUGCUGAGCAGUAAUGCUGCGGCACCAGUCUAUACAGUUUUGUUGUAUUUGAAAAUGCUGCCACUGAAAUUUGCAUUUUUCACUGGGAAGCUCAUGUUUUUAAUAUGUAUGAUUAUGAGGUGUUUUAGGGGUGUUAUGUAUCAUGGUCAUAUGAUUAAUUUAUGCAAACCGAUUGCUAAUUUAAUUAUUAUCUGUACUAGUCGUAAGUCCGCGUAUUUACGCGGAAUCAAA
Molecule: messenger RNA, 1907 nt
Organism: Mercurialis annua (annual mercury)
Lineage: Eukaryota; Viridiplantae; Streptophyta; Magnoliopsida; Malpighiales; Euphorbiaceae
Product: GDP-mannose transporter GONST1
Exons: 11
Coding region: 407-1543 (378 amino acids)
Cellular component (GO): Golgi apparatus
Molecular function (GO): antiporter activity; GDP-mannose transmembrane transporter activity
Source: RefSeq, a predicted model, not a curated record